Molecule: messenger RNA, 1203 nt
Organism: Penicillium chermesinum
Lineage: Eukaryota; Fungi; Ascomycota; Eurotiomycetes; Eurotiales; Aspergillaceae
Gene: erg10B
Product: acetyl-CoA C-acetyltransferase
Exons: 5
Coding region: 1-1203 (400 amino acids)
Biological process (GO): ergosterol biosynthetic process; fatty acid beta-oxidation
Molecular function (GO): acetyl-CoA C-acetyltransferase activity
Source: RefSeq, a predicted model, not a curated record
AUGUCUUCCCUUCCUCCCGUUUACAUUGUUUCCACAGCCCGUACUCCUGUCGGCUCAUUCUUAGGAUCCCUUUCGAGCCUGUCUGCUCCUCAGCUUGGUGCUCAUGCCAUCAAAGCCGCCGUUGAACGGGCCGAGGGCAUCAGUGCCACUGAUGUGCAAGAAGUGUUCUUUGGAAACGUCCUCUCUGCGGGUGUCGGACAAAACCCUGCUCGGCAAUGCGCCGUUGGUGCUGGCCUUCCCGAGUCUACCGUGAGCACUACUGUCAACAAAGUCUGUGCCUCCGGUUUGAAGGCUGUGAUUCUAGGUGCUCAAACCAUCAUGACUGGUAACGCUGACAUUGUUGUCGCCGGUGGCACCGAGUCCAUGUCAAACACUCCUCACUACCUCCCCAAUCUCCGUACUGGUGCCAAGUACGGCAACCAAAGCUUGGUCGAUGGAAUCAUGAAGGAUGGUCUCCAGGAUGCAUAUGGAAAGCAGGACCUUAUGGGUCUUUCCGCAGAGGAAUGCGCUCAGGACCAUGACUUCAACCGCCAACAGCAGGAUGACUACGCCAUUCGCACGUAUGAAAAGGCCCAGGCUGCGCAGAAGGCUGGUGCUUUUGAUUAUGAAAUUGCCCCUAUCGAGAUCCCUGGAUUCCGCGGCAAGCCUGGUGUGACCGUGUCCCAGGAUGACGAGCCUAAGAACUUGAACCCUGACAAGUUGCGUAGCAUAAAGCCUGCUUUCAUUCCUGGUACUGGUACUGUUACCGCCCCUAACUCAUCUCCACUAAAUGAUGGCGCUGCAGCAGUUGUCCUGGUUUCCGAGGCUAAGGUCAAGGAACUUGGUCUGAAACCUAUUGCCAAGAUUCGUGGCUGGGGUGAUGCUGAGCAGAAGCCAAGCAAGUUCACUACCGCUCCUGCCUUAGCUAUUCCCAAGGCCCUGAAGCACGCUGGCGUGGCUCAGGACUCUAUCGAUGCCUUUGAGAUUAAUGAGGCAUUCAGUGUGGUGGCUUUAGCUAAUAUGAAGCUGCUUGGCUUGUCUGAGGACAAGGUCAACAUUCACGGUGGUGCCGUCGCCAUUGGCCACCCUCUGGGUGCUAGCGGUGCCCGUGUCCUGGCUACCCUCAUUGGAGUUCUUAAGGCGAAGCAAGGAAAGCUUGGCUGUAUCGGAAUUUGCAACGGCGGGGGUGGUGCUAGUGCACUUGUGAUCGAGUCCCUGCUCUAG